Ylistrum balloti is the source of this 1686-nucleotide messenger RNA. RefSeq lists its product as uncharacterized. The transcript is spliced from 3 exons. Bases 86 to 1228 code for a protein of 380 amino acids. Lineage: Eukaryota; Metazoa; Mollusca; Bivalvia; Pectinida; Pectinidae. The record is from RefSeq and is a predicted model, not a curated record. Gene Ontology annotation, molecular function: protein binding.
AACUGGGUUCGCGAUUGUCGAUGUUACGUUUAGAUCUGUGUCAUAUCUGAUACUGGUCGUGUCGGUGUGGUGAAUACUUGAGUGUAUGGAGAGGACAUGUGCUACCGGUGUAUAUACCUGUGAAAGAGUUGAUGCAUUUCUCUCUAAAUCUGUAAGUUAUUUACAAUCAGACUCUACAACAAUGCCUACUCCGAGCUGGCCGAAUCCAGAUGCCAUUGGACCUCAUGGAUUUUCAUUCCCAUCGUCUUUUCAGGACAGUUUUCACAAACCAGUCCGGAUUGAUGAGGUUGAAGAGAAUCCUCAGACGAAUGAAACCAGCGUUGAAAAUCGACUAGACAGAUUGCGUAAAGGGUCCGCACUGACGAUCAACAUUCCACAGUCAAGUGGUUAUGACAUUUAUGAAGAAAAUUCAAAAUACUUUAAAAAGGAUUCGUUUGAAAUGGACAUAGAUGACCAACAGAACCGGGAUAAUAAUUUGCAGGAACGUAAACAGUUCUUGGAUACUCCCGAUGGAAAUGACGAAAAAAAUCGACGAAAAAAAAGGAAGAAAAAUAAAUGGUGUAGGUCAAAAUGUUUAAAAAUAACAUUAGCUCUUAUCGGAGGAGUUGUUUUACUGUUUUGUGUGAUAUUUGCAGCCUUUUAUUUUGCAACACGAGCCGCAACUUCUAAUACCGCAGGAAGUGUUGAUAUUACGACGAACUCUGAUCCAGUGGAGAUCGUUACAACACGAAAACCCCAAAUUAUAUCCAACGUGACGCCCUCAAGUGACCCCUCCAUUCCAGUUGUGGCAAUUAAAAUGGUUGUAGACGAAGAUUAUGUCGAAAACGGUAAAGGUCACUUGGUAUUAUGGAGGAUUCCUCGAGGUAAACAUAUCAACGAAGGAAUCACAUACAACAAUGGCUCCUUCAAGGUUCCAGUCGAUGGCUAUUACACCUUCACAUCCACUCUGAUGCUCGACACGCGUCAUAUCGAUGACGACGUUCAGUCCGGAACAGAAAUCCGUGUCCGGCAUUGUGUACAUAUCAACCAGACCCAGGAUCGUACUUGCACCGAAAAUGGAAUUCCAGUGGGAGCCAUCCGAAGCGAUAUCGUGCAGGCCUCCUGGGUACACAUACGGGCAGGACAGGAAGUGUACAUUACAAUCAGUCAAAUCGGUUUUAUUUCAGAUACGAGCGACAGCAAUACUUUCACAAUGAGUUUAAUUUCAAAGUCAAAGGAAACACGGUGAGCUAAGUUUGGAAAAAAUCCGUUGAAAAAUUGACUCGUAUGAAAUCGACAUCCCAGUCGAUGAGGUUGCCAUGGUAACUGAUUGUGUUCACCAUGAGCCAUGUUUGGCACCAUCCCAGUAGACAGCGGCCAUUUUGAAUAUGAUGGCCAUAUGUCAGUUGAGUGCACGGCAGAAAACCUGAUGUCACAGACUGUCAGCCACGAUAAUACCGGAAGUGAGUUUUGAAUCGAAUCUCCAAUAGAGGUGUGACAAAAUGUCUUCAAAGAUGGCCUCUUGACUGUGAUGACAUAAAUACUGGAUUCUUGUCAAUUCAUUCCUUGUUCGCCGAAUAACCAGUCAAUUGGAACUUUUCGUGGUUUUAAUUAGACCAGGAAAAGGUAAUUUAUGCACUGACUGGAAAGUGUGUCGGUAGGACAACAAUUAUAUAAACGAUAAAUUUCAAUUACAACCGAUGACUG